Messenger RNA from Penicillium griseofulvum, 531 nucleotides. RefSeq lists its product as uncharacterized. The transcript is spliced from 2 exons. The coding region runs from base 1 to 531 and encodes 176 amino acids. NCBI's taxonomy places the organism in Eukaryota, Fungi, Ascomycota, Eurotiomycetes, Eurotiales, Aspergillaceae. The record is from RefSeq and is a predicted model, not a curated record.
AUGCAACCUGGGGUCUUUUUGAAAACUAUGGGGGCGGAUAUUUCUGUUGCGAGAGGGGAGAGUGGGCGUAUAAUAGGACUGGUGAAGCGGUUGGAGUUGGGCGUUCCAUCAUCGACUAGCUCCCCUACAUCGAGCAGCUCACCGACAUCCAGCAGCUCCCCAACAUCUAGCGACAUCCCAUCAUCGAAUCGCUCUUCUAGUCCAAAUACUGGCGCUAUCGCGGGUGGUGUGGUUGGCGGUGUUUCUGGGUUGGGAAUCAUUGUCGCUUUGCUUUGGUAUUUCAUGCGCCGUCGUCCGCAGAAACAAUUAUCUCAAGCAGUAACACCCAUCACCGAAGAAUCGGCGAUACAGCAGGAGCAUCUGCAGCCCCCAGGAAUACCGAGCGAGUUAGACGGCCAAGGUCGUGUGUCAGAGCUACCCGGCAAUAAAGAGAGCACACUGAGCGAGUUAGGCGGAGGUCAUGUGUCAGAACUACCUGCCAACAAGGAGAAUACUAUCCACGAGUUACCGGAGCCUACAAAAGCUCGAUAA